AUGCUCAAAACCCGAUGGGGCGGAGAAUCUGACACGGCCGCCGGAUCGCUGCUGCCCCAGCUCCUGGCCAGCACCAUGCCGAGGACAGGCGCCUGCUUCCCCGUCGUGUGCCUGCUGCUCCAUCUCCAGGUGGCAGGGUGCUUUUCAGGAGACAAUGAUCACUUCUUGGCAAUUCAUCAGCGAAAGAGUGGGAAACCUGUAUUUAUUUAUCGCCAUGUCCAAAGUGUUGAGAAAAGUUUGGAUGCAAACAGCCAGAAGAUUUAUAAACACAAUUUCCAUUCCUCUUCCCAUGCAAAAAUAAGCAAGCUGCACCCUGCGAUAAUUGUUAAAUCAACAUUCCCUAGACCUGCUUAUGACCCAUCCCUCAAUCUAUUAGCUAUGACUGGUGAAGAGCCGGAAGUGGAAAAUCUCCUGAUUCCAGCAACCAAUGUGAUUGUUGUGGCACUGCAAAUGGAUGUAAACAAGCUGAAUAUCACGUUGCUUCGGAUAUUCCGCCAAGGAGUGGCUGCAGCUUUAGGACUGUUACCACAGCAAAUUCAUAUCAACCGACUCAUUGGGAAGAAGAACUGUGUUGAGCUGUUCGUGUCGCCAAUAAAUCGAAAACCAGGAAUUUCUGACGCGCUUCCAUCUGAAGAGGUGUUGCGUUCACUUAAUAUCAAUGUUCUGCAUCAAAGUUUAUCCCAGUUUGGAAUUACAGAGGUUUCCCCAGAGAAAAAUGUUUUGCAAGGCCAGCAUGAAGCGGACAAAAUCUGGAGCAAAGAAGGAUUUUAUGCAGUAGUCAUAUUUCUCAGCAUCUUUGUCAUUGUUGCAACAUGUUUAAUGGUUCUGUACAGAUUAAAGGAAAAAAUUCAGUUAUCACUGCGACAAGAUAAGGAGAAAAAACAGGAGAUCCACCUUUCACCCAUUCCCCUGCAGACAACUCGGUCUGAGUACAAGACAGCAAACAGAAUGGUCCAACCUGAACAGGCUCCUAAAGUUGUUAAUGUCAUAGUGGACCCCCAAGGUCAAUGUGUUCCUGAGAUCAAACCUCCACUCUCUGCCAGUCCAUCGCCUUUCAAAAUGAAACCUGUGGGCCUUCAAGAAAGGCGAGGAUCCAAUGUCUCCCUGACUUUGGACAUGAGCAGUUUGGGAAAUGUCGAACCUUUUGUCGCUGUGCCUACCCCACGAGAAAAAGUAGCAAUGGAAUAUCUACAGUCAGCUAGUCGUGUCCUGACAAGACAGCAGCUGCGAGAUACAGUCGCAUGCUCUCAUUUGCUUCAAACAGAGUUCAUGGAAAUACCAAUGAAUUUUGUGGAUCCCAAAGAAAUUGCCAUCCCAAGUCAUGGAACUAAAAACCGUUAUAAAACAAUUUUGCCAAAUCCGCUAAGCAGAGUGUGUUUGAAACCAAAGAAUCCAGCUGACUCCUUGAGUACCUACAUAAAUGCUAACUACAUUAGGGGUUACGGUGGCAAGGAGAAGUCCUUCAUUGCAACUCAGGGUCCCAUGAUUAAUACCGUGAAUGAUUUCUGGCAGAUGGUUUGGCAGGAAGACAGCCCUGUCAUUGUUAUGAUCACAAAGCUGAAAGAAAAAAAUGAGAAAUGUGUGCUCUAUUGGCCAGAAAAGAGAGGGAUCUAUGGGAAAGUUGAAGUCCUCGUUAAUGAUGUGCAAGAGUGUGAGAACUAUACUGUCCGCAACCUUACAUUAAAGCAAGGGAGUCAGUCCCAAAAUGUGAAACACUAUUGGUACACAUCCUGGCCAGACCACAAAACCCCAGAUAGUGCUCAGCCUCUUUUGCAGCUUAUGCUGGAUGUGGAAGAGGACAGGAUGGCAUCAGCUGGCAGAGGGCCUGUAAUUGUGCACUGCAGUGCUGGUAUAGGAAGAACUGGAUGUUUUAUUGCUACUGCCAUUGGUUGUCACCAGUUGAAGGAAGAAGGCGUUGUAGAUGCAUUAAGCAUUGUCUGCCAGCUACGAGUUGAUAGAGGUGGAAUGGUUCAGACCAGUGAACAAUAUGAAUUUGUGCACCAUGCACUGAGUUUGUAUGAAAGCAGACUUUCUGCAGAAGCUGUCCAGUGA
Emys orbicularis (European pond turtle) is the source of this 2052-nucleotide messenger RNA. RefSeq names its product protein tyrosine phosphatase receptor type R (gene PTPRR). NCBI's taxonomy places the organism in Eukaryota, Metazoa, Chordata, Testudines, Emydidae. Gene Ontology annotation, biological process: signal transduction; peptidyl-tyrosine dephosphorylation. The coding region runs from base 1 to 2052 and encodes 683 amino acids. Gene Ontology annotation, cellular component: cell junction; plasma membrane; cytosol. The transcript is spliced from 14 exons. Gene Ontology annotation, molecular function: protein tyrosine phosphatase activity; protein kinase binding. The record is from RefSeq and is a predicted model, not a curated record.